UGGAGGAAGUCAAUCAGUUUGGAAUUUGAUUUUGAAGGAAGAAGGUCAGUGGAAUCAAAGUAGACAGAAUCACACUUGCUAGGUAGAAGCAACUGAUCGAGGAACACACAAUCGUGUAUGAUGGAAAUUAAGUUAAUAUUCCUCACCAUAUGCAUCCUGCAGCUCUUUAAUCUAUCAACUCAGUCAAUAACAAUAGAUUGUGACUACAACUCAAAAUGGACAUACCAAAUUGUCGGAGCUGUCUACCGCUGUGAAGUUAAGAACAAUAUCAACAUCACAGCUACAGAUGAAUCAACAAUCAGCACUCAAACAGGCACACAUGUCUCAGGUUAUGCCAAUGGAAAUGUAUAUGGCUUUGAUAUCCGCAAUAAGGUUGUGAAGUAUUUCCCGCAAGGAAUCGAGAAGAUCUUUACAGCACUGACUUUAAUUCUAAUCAACGACGGGCACUUGAAGGAGAUCCAUCAGAAGGAUAUCAAGCCAUUCACGAGCCUGAAGGUUCUCGACUUACAAGGCAAUGACAUUGGCAUUAUUGAGGAAGGAACUUUCGACAUGAACACAGCUUUGCAGUACGUCUGGCUGCCGAGGAAUAAAAUCAUGCAUGUGGACUUGACUGUCUUUGAUAAACUUGCUUCAUUGUCCACAUUGAGCUUCUAUAAGAAUAAAUGUUUAGACACAGACGCAGCUUAUGAUGCAGCGACGGUUAAGCAGUUGAUUGUUGAUAUUAAGGCAUCGUGCAACAGUGCUGACUACCUCAGCCUUAACACAACAUUAAAAGCUCUUCAAAAGGAUCUAAAGACAUUAAAACUUGACAACUUUGAAGCUUAUUCGGAACGUGUUGAGGAACUGGAAACAAAAUUCAUGAAUUCUAAAUUUUCAUACUUCACGACCUUCGAGGCACGACUUGAGGCACUCAAAAAUGAUCCAAAAUUCACAGAGAUUGAAAAUUAUCACAAUUUAAAGAAGCGAAUUGAUGACUUGGAGACUGAAGACAUCGCGGAGAAGCUUAAGGAAAUUGAGGCUGAAUUAAAGAAGUUCGAAGGCAUGACCAGCACAAGACUUGGACAAAAGGUUGAGAAUUUUGGGAAGAAGUUGGAUAAUUUCAUUAAAGACACAUCAGACAGGAUGUCAAAGGUUGAGGAAGCAAUGGGAAUCACAUCAACUGGCAGCUCCGUGGCUACACUAAGUGGAGCUAAUGUUAAUGCAAUCUUGAGUGAAUAUGAAGGGAAACUGACCAAGAAUAUUGAGAAGAAGCUUACAGCUUUAGAGAAUAAGAUUAAAAAGAUGAUUGCUGAUAUGUAAAUUGAAUGUUGGCAGUGACUUUUUUGAUGAAAUAAAAGUUCUAGCAAGAAAUAAGUUUAAAAGGACAUUAGGGUGUUUGGUGGAGCUUUUGGGUUGAAAGCUUUACUGAGCUUUUUGGUUGAAAGCUUUACUGAGCUUUUUGGAUGAGAGCUUUUCUGAGCUUUCGGAUGAAAGCUUUGGUAAGCUUUAUGGUUCGAAGCUUCAUUAAGCUUAAAUUCAAAAGCUUCAUCAGAUCCUACGUACAUAAGCUCAACUUAAUUUAUCCUUAUAAAGCAUAAAGCUUUGAAAUUUAAAAAAAACUCCAAGGGGAAAACAACAUGAUGGGCAAAAGUUUAAAUGAAAAUUCAAAACAAUUUCCCACUCAUUUUCAAUCCAAAUUUAAGUAAAAAAUCAAAAAUCAAUAACAAAUUCAGCACAACUGUUGCAAAUCGAUGCAAAGUUUCCAUCAAAAUUUUUUCCCACCAUGUUGUUCUCCCCUUAGAAAAAAUAAUCAAUAUCAAAAAUAUCAUUUUUAUCCCAAUUUAUUAUUCAAAAUCUUUCACAAAUCAUUUAAAUUUCUAUUCAAGCAACAAUGACUCAUACGGAAUCAAAUCCAGCACCUUAUUCAUCUCUUCUUUAAUAAUUUUCGCAUAACUUCUCUCAAUGUAAGGAUAAAGGAUAGGAAUGGCAAUAUCAUGAACUUUAUGUCCACUUUCUAAAGCAAUAAACUUCUUAUCAGAACUCAAUGAGAUAUCCAAGAUAUUCAAGAACUCAAUUCCAUUCUUCCUAAUCUUUUGAAAUUCAAAAUGUAGAAAAGCUUUCGUGUUCCUGUAUCGUGACUUAAAUGAUCCAUUAAAAUUAACACCGAGAAGAUUUAUUGAGCCUGAAUAGUCGCCUGUGUCUGAGAUUUUUGGAAAUAACAUCGUAAGAUCAGCUGUUAAUGUCUGAGGAUUGAUGCUGUACUUCUCAACUUUGUAGUUCGAAAGGCCAAGCACUGUCAUAUUUCUGGUUAUGAUUUGGAAUACUUGACCGGUUCCAAAAACGUGACUGAGGGAUAAAUGAAAGAGAAAAUCAAAAAUUUUAAAUUUCACAGGAGUAAUUUUUAAGGUUCAGGUGCAUUCGCAUGACCGUUUUGAGAUUCAGAAGCCAUCACACUAAAUCUUUGUGAUUCAGGUGUCUUCACAUGCGAGUGUUGAGGUAAAGUCGACUUCACACUAAGGUUUUAUGAUUCAGGUGUCUUCACAUGCGUGUGUUGCGGUUAGGCAGCCUUCACACUAAAGCUUUGUGAUUCAGGUGACUUCACAUGGAAGUUUUAAGGUUAAGUCGCCUUCACACUAAAGCUUUGUGAUUCAGGUGUCUUCACAUGCGAGUGUUGAGGUAAAGUCGCCUUUACACUAAGGUUUUAUGAUUCAGGUGUCUUCACAUGCGAGUGUUGAGGUAAAGUCGACUUCACACUAAGGUUUUAUGAUUCAGGUGUCUUCACAUGCGAGUGUUGACGUAAGGCAGCCUUCACACUAAAGCUUUGUGAUUCAGGUGACUUCACAUGGAACUUUACACUAGGAUUUUUGUAAUUCAGGUGCAUAUACUUCAGCUUUUUGAGGGUCAGGUGCCUUCACACUAGAGUCGACCAUAAUAUUAACAAUAAAUACUUACUUCUGCAGAAUAAAUGGAUCCAGUGGACGGAUUUGUAGCUCAGGAAACCAGUUUCCAGUUGCAAAUUCGUAUUUGACAUUUUCGAAUGCAUUGAUUAAGCAGUUUUCAAGGUUAGGGUCAGACCGUCGACACGGUGCAUUGUAUUGAA
Molecule: messenger RNA, 3079 nt
Organism: Chironomus riparius
Lineage: Eukaryota; Metazoa; Arthropoda; Insecta; Diptera; Chironomidae
Source: the annotation of a GenBank genome assembly